UUUGCUUUUGGAUCCAAUCAAUCAAUGGCUCAGGAGGAGCUUGGUUUACCAGUGGAAGAAGAAGAAGAAGGAAGCUUUGAUGAUCAGAAUUUUAGUACUCAAACAGCUUCUUCCUCUUUUCUCUCAAGAUUUCUUCUUUACAUUGGUGCUCAUGAACUUUUCUCACAAGAGAUGUGGAAAGCGGCGAUGACAGAAUUAGUAGCAACGGCCUUUCUGAUAUUUUGCUUAACAAGUUCCAUAAUCUCGUGCUUGAACUCGCACGAAUCAGAUCCAAAGCUCCUAAUCCCAAUCGCCGUUUUCAUCAUUCUUUUCCUCUUCCUCCUCGUCACUUUCCCUCUCUCCGGCGGCUUCAUGAGCCCCAUCUUCGCCUUCAUCGCCGCCCUCCGCGGCGUCAUUACCUUCACUCGUGCCGUCGUCUACAUUCUCGGCCAAUGUCUCGGCUCCAUUCUUGCCUUUCUCAUGAUCAAAGAUGCAAUGAGCCCCGAUGUUGCUGACAAAUAUUCUCUUGGGGGCUGCACCAUCCGCGGCACUGGUGACACUCCUGGCAUCGGCCUCACAACCGCUCUCGUCCUCGAAUUCGCUUGCACCUUUGUUGUUCUCUAUGUCGGAGUCACGGUGGUGCUCGACGAGAAGAUGAGCGAGCGGCUUGGUCUGCCGAUGGUGUGCGUGAUGAUUGCAGGGAGUUCUGCGGUGGCGGUUUUUGUGUCGACGACGAUAACUGGGCGGGCUGGGUAUGGCGGGGUGGGGCUUAAUCCAGCGAGGUGUUUAGGGCCAGCCGUGUUGAGAGGAGGGCGAUUGUGGGAGGGGCAUUGGGUGUUUUGGCUGGGGCCGUUUGUGGCUUGUGUGGUUUAUUAUGGAUUUUCAUUGAAUUUGCCAAAGGGGCCGUUGGUUGCAGCAAAGGGGGAGAUUGGGAUUUUAAAGAUAGCCGAAGGUUGUUGGCGGCAGCGGCGCCGAAAAUUGGAAGGAAAAUUAGGACACAAUGUUGAGCUUUGAAAUUGAAUGCAAAAUGUUGUGAUGUAUUUUGACUACAAGUUCAACUUAGAACAUAACUAUUUCUCGUGGUUUUUUGGACUUAUUUAGAUAAAUUAUGAAAAUUCUCUUUGAACUCUGUAUUUUGUGUAAAAAAAUUUAAC
Messenger RNA from Benincasa hispida (wax gourd), 1133 nucleotides. RefSeq names its product putative aquaporin TIP1-2. Gene Ontology annotation, molecular function: channel activity. Gene Ontology annotation, cellular component: membrane. NCBI's taxonomy places the organism in Eukaryota, Viridiplantae, Streptophyta, Magnoliopsida, Cucurbitales, Cucurbitaceae. Gene Ontology annotation, biological process: transmembrane transport. The record is from RefSeq and is a predicted model, not a curated record.